Mizuhopecten yessoensis (Yesso scallop) is the source of this 1668-nucleotide messenger RNA. RefSeq lists its product as uncharacterized. NCBI's taxonomy places the organism in Eukaryota, Metazoa, Mollusca, Bivalvia, Pectinida, Pectinidae. The transcript has 10 exons. Bases 19 to 1212 code for a protein of 397 amino acids. The record is from RefSeq and is a predicted model, not a curated record. Gene Ontology annotation, molecular function: signaling receptor activity.
UCAACUUUCAAUGCCUACAUGAACAGCUAUGAUAUGUCUUUGGUCACUCUUCGUACUAACAGCAUGGGGUUCAUAAUAACUAUUGGGGUCCUUAUUAGCCUCUGCGUGGUGUUCAGGGGAGCCGAUGGCGUGAAGUGUUUUACUUGUGAUCGAAUGGCUUACCCACGUGACUGCCCAUACAUUGCUGAAUGUGGUCAACACGAGGAAUGUUAUUUACGAAAAUAUGAGACAGUCGACGGACAUGAAUUUUUCACUUCUGGUUGCCGGGAUAGACUUAUGUGUAACACGCUAGGUAAACGUGACGUCGAUUCGACGUUAGUCGAACGUUCAAAUUUUGGACAGGAAAUCCCGGUUUGUCAGGAAUGCUGUGACACUGAUCAUUGUAACUAUGGAGGAUGCGGAGAACCGGGUUUUCCUCCUCGUGGAUCCAGAGGCCCAAUUUGUUACAACUGUAAACAACAACAAACAGAUAGUUCCUGUAACGAAGUGGCAGUUUGUGGGCGGGACCAGGCAUGCUUUGUACAAGUCGCUUAUGACGUUAUUUAUGACCAUGUUUACAACAGUUACUGCGGGACAGUAGACAUUUGUAACAGAAUUUCACUCGUUGGGCGAAAGCGAUCUUUACCCGUCCAUUGUUGUACGGAUGAUUUAUGCAUUUCCGGUUUUAAUUCGACGCAUGCUCAAAGUACAUCUGCUCCGGCGGCAGUGACGUCAGCAGCUACCCCAGCAGUUACAGUUGCCCCGGUAACAGCGACUCCUGCUCCGGCUUCAACGACCACCCCUGCUCCUCGCUGUCCACCAAUUACCUCACAGUUCCGGAAUUCCUGCUAUUAUUUCUCCACCGAAGUGAAGUAUUGGAGCCAGGGCCAACAAAUAUGUAUUGCAAGGGGAGGUAAUCUCGUUGCUAUUGAUGACAAAGCUGAAAAUGACUUCAUAAUCAGUCAACUUAAACAAAAACUAGCCAAUGGUGAAAUACCAGCCACAAUAUGGGGAUACUAUAUCGGAGCCCAUAUCGUGAAUGGUCAUUGGCAGAAGCCUGAUGGGACCCGUUUGACCUUCACCAACUGGGGCCCCGGAGAGCCAGACCUGCCCCAUACCCAGCCCUAUGGCCUAAUCUUCUUACCCGGCCAGUAUGUUGGGAAUUAUUUUUGGGGCAGUAAUGCUGACAUCGACGGUGUUGAACGAUAUAUCUGUGAAAUUAAACUACACUAACAAAUACCUGUUUCUUAUAUUGUAAUAAACAUGCAUUGAUAUGUCACUAGUAUCUUUUCUGAUUUUUGGCAUGUGAUCGGGUGGAACACCGUUUUAGGUGCCUACGGCAUGGUAUUUCAGUCAGAUAGCACUAAAAUGUCGGCAUCAGAUGCGCACCAUCGCAAGGAGGCAGGUACACCAAUACACUCUUUCUCCAACAUACACACACACAAGCAUGCACACAUUACACAGAUUGAGACAAAAAAAAACAAAAAAAAACCAUGGCUUUGAGAAAGCAGAACAAAUAAAGCGCUGGAAUUGGAUAUACUUAUCAGUGCUGAACGUUAUGUCGACUGUUGGCCAUCGACUUCCAGUUAAGAUUUUGACAGAAUUGAAAAGAUAGUUUGUGAUUGUUCGUACUGAAUGUUGGCGUACAAACUAAACAAGACAUAAGCUGGAUUAUAUUUGGGUUCCCCU